This is a messenger RNA of Angiostrongylus costaricensis, 306 nucleotides long. The record is from the annotation of a GenBank genome assembly. NCBI's taxonomy places the organism in Eukaryota, Metazoa, Nematoda, Chromadorea, Rhabditida, Metastrongylidae.
AUGGCCGUUAGCGGCGGUGUCGCGGCGGCAGUGGCGGUGUCGCGGCGGCGGCAGGCGGAAACGGGUGGAAUGGUUGUCGAUGACGCGCUACCGCACACUAGUACGUCGCUCGAUGACGUCCUGACUAGUGGUAUUCGUACUACUGACAAUGAAAAGAAGAGGAAGAAGAGGAUGAAGGAGAAGGAGAAGAAGAAGGAGGAGCAGAAGGAUAAGGGCAAGUACAAGGACAAGGACGAGGGCAAGGAGAAGGGGAAGAAAGAGAAGGAAAUGAAGAGGAAGAAGAAGAAGAGGAAGAAGGAGAAGUGA